AUGGAUCAAACGCGUCGACCACCGUCCUGUCCCCCGCAGCCAGAAGAAAGCAAGGCCACCGUUAAAAACAAGGCCACCGACAACGCGGACAAUUCUGGUAUUUACCGAAUCCCCGAGCAACGAUUUGGAAUGGGAAAACGACAGGACAGCUUCGCAAGCGAUAUUGCUGGCGGCUCGGAGAAGCAGGAUCCUUUCCGCGAGGCUAUUGCCGACCGAAAAGCCAAAGGCCUAGACAUAGCACCCCCCGAGAGUCCCUUCGCCCAACAGAGCGACAAAUACCAUAACAGUGGCAAGGCGGCUUCAAAGGCCUUGAAAGAAUGGAAGAAGCGCCAGGCUCCUGGUCCAGUUAAAGUACAAUUGGCUGAGGAUGUUGCCCAGGCAUACAAACAGGAGGCAAAAGGCCGUCAAGAUAUGAGAACCAACUGGCCCGGCUACGAUACCUACACCGGAGCAAAAGGGCAUGCGGAGAGAAUCGAAGUAGUCAACGACAGAGUAGCAGAGUUCGAGGAGAGGAGUGAAAAUGGAAAAGGUCGGUAGAUUUACUACGCAUUGAGCUGAAGGUUGUCUGAGGAAAGGUAGG
Molecule: messenger RNA, 580 nt
Organism: Daldinia loculata
Lineage: Eukaryota; Fungi; Ascomycota; Sordariomycetes; Xylariales; Hypoxylaceae
Exons: 1
Coding region: 1-537 (178 amino acids)
Source: RefSeq, a predicted model, not a curated record